CCUGCCCCAAGUCAAAAGCUGAUGGUAUAGAUAAACUCAAACGACUUUCUCUUAACAAUCCUUGAACCGGAUUCGGAAGGUGAUCAACGAAAGGAAAUUCUCCCAACUCUAUGCGUCAUCUCCUUUUUUAGAAUUGAUCAUUGUGAAAAAGGUGAGUUUUUUCUCAUCCUGUAGAUAAAUUCAAUGUCUGGGGUUCAAGUUAAUGGUGGAAACAAGCGGCAGUUGCCAUCAUGGAUGUUGGGUGCAACCAGAACUGAGCAAACAGAAAAACCUAAAAAAAAGAAUGAAAAGACAUCAACUUUAGGGAUUCAGCAAGCACCCAAAGUUCUAAGGCCUAAGAGAAUUCCAUUGGCUAAGAAAGAGGUGGUGGGCAUAUCUGAGGAUAGUGUAUUGAAGAUGGAUUCGAAUGUGCUAGUAAAAUGUAGAACUAGAAAAAGGAAACCGGCAUCAGAACGGCUGGAUUUGGAUGAUGACGACGAAAUUGUUGAUGAUGAUGAGGAUGUUGGUUUAAGGAAGAAGAGAACCAGGAAAAGAGUUGAGGAGGUUGGAAGUAAAUUUCAGCUGUCCGCUUGUUCAAUGAAGAGAAAUCGGAAAGAUAGUAAGAUGGGCGGUAGAGAUGAAUGUUUAGUUACUUCAGUAAGUGAGGAAGAUGAGGAAUUGACAAUCGAAGAUCUUAUGGAAAUUGCUGAGGAGGAGGUUGGAAGUAAAAAUCAGCUGUCCACUACUGCAAAGAAGAGGAACCGGAAAGCUAAUAAGGUGGGUGAAAGAGAUGAAAGUUUAGUUUCUUCACCAAAUGAGGAAGACGAGGAAUUGACAGUCAAAGAUCUUAUGACAAUUGCUGAGGAGUAUGUAAAAGCUGAUGAAGGGAAUAAAUGUCAGCAGUCAGCGGCAAAAGAUCCUGAACCUACCCAACUUCCAGUAAGUUUUGAGUUCUCUAGAAAUGACUCAAGAAGUUCUAUUGAACCCAUUCAAACCAGUAAAGAUUUUACAGUAAGUAUGAAAGAAAGGUCAACUUCUACAUUCAGUAAGAGUAAUCGGGAGAGUUCUGAAGACGGAGGCAUCAUUAGUAGUAUGAAAGAAAGGUCAACUUCUACAUUCAGUAAGAAUAAUCGGGAGAGUUCUGAAGACGGAGGCAUCAUUAGUAGUAUGAAAGAAAGGUCAACUUCUACAUUCAUUAAGAAUAAUUGGGAGAGUUCUGAAGACGGAGGCAUCAUUAGUAGUCAGAGCCGAACAGGGGAUUCUACUCAAGAUAUGUUGGAUCUCUUUCUGGGUCCCUUGCUAAGGAUACCCCAAACUGCAGAGAAAAAGUCUGAAUCUAUUACAGAGGAUUUUAACUUGGCCUGUGAACCCAGAAAGCAGAAACAAAGUGAAGUUUAUGGGGAAGAAGUAGUUCCACUGACGAAAAAGAAGAGCAGCCUCAAAGACAAGGUUUCAAUGUUUUUUUGACUGAAAUUUGUGAUUCUUCGACGAAUCGAUUGAUUUUCGCAAAACCAGACCACAGUGAAGAUGGAACUUAAGAUAUGUUAGCUACUGAAUGUCUGAAACACUCAGUAAUAUGCUUUUGGACCAAUUGUUUCUCCUUUAUCAUGGCUCUACAAAUGAAAGUGCCCUAUAGAUGUUAUCUCGAUUCCCAGUUUUUAUGAAUGUGAGUGAUCAUAUCAUUUGCUUCAAGGAUGGCAUGGCAUGCAGCAGUGUUCCCUAUGCAUGUAUGGAGUGUGCACUGUACAGCGCAAGGUGGCCAGGUAUGGCAUAAUCAAUAUUCUUGUAAAUAUUUUCGCGAAGAAAGAUAUAUAUGAAAUGCACAUUGCAUAAUAACUGGUUACACUAUGGUAACACGAAGUUAAUAAGUGUUCUAUUCUUGCCUAGAUUUCUUUUCUUCAUGUAAUAGCCUAAUAAUAGUGGAUCUUAUCCAGAAAUGUAAAUUUUAUCUCUUAACCAUUGAAUAAAUACUUCAAUUUGUUAUACUCUA
Molecule: messenger RNA, 1969 nt
Organism: Papaver somniferum (opium poppy)
Lineage: Eukaryota; Viridiplantae; Streptophyta; Magnoliopsida; Ranunculales; Papaveraceae
Product: transcriptional regulator ATRX homolog
Exons: 3
Coding region: 184-1446 (420 amino acids)
Source: RefSeq, a predicted model, not a curated record